GCCAACUGCCACCAAGAAAUUGGGGUACGCCAAAAUCAAGCAUUCGUGUGAACGGGCUCUGCAAUAUGGCCUAGGCUAUGUAUGGGUGGAUAGAUGCUGCAUAGAUUAAGACCAGCAGUUCCGAGCUUUCUGAAGCCAUCAACUUUAUGAUGGCAUGGUACGCCAAGUCUAAGAUAUGCUAUGCUCACUUAGCAGAUGUACCUCCAAUUACCGAUCAAGGGCUUGAUGAAGCUGCCUUUUCGCGGAGUCGAUGGUUCACUCGAGGGUGGACCCUUCAGGAGCUUAUUGCGCCAUGUCAUUUGCUAUUCCUGGCUCAAGAUUGGUCAGACAUAUACGAGAGGGGGACUUUAGCUGGGCUUAUAAGUGACAUCACUGGCAUUAGUCACUCCUUUCUACAAGUGAGGCUGUACAGUGAAAACAGUGAAAGUCUCAAAUUCGAGCUUAUAUCAACAAGCAUCGCGGAACGAAUGAGCUGGGCAUCGAACCGUGAAACAAGCCGAAUAGAGGACAUGGCAUAUUCUUUGCUGGGUAUUUUACAAGUCAGCAUGCCCCUCUUGUAUGGAGAAGGAUCUGCUGCCUUUCGAAGAUUACAAGAAGAAAUCAUCAAAUAUUCCGACGAUCAGUCAUUGUUUGCGUGGAGCUACAGAGCACCAGAACAGGAUUUGAGUCAUAAACGACCUAUACGUCGGUCAUUGCUCGAGGGAAUAGUUUCCUUCUUCAUAGUCUUUGAAACUUCUCCAGAAUGUUCUGGAGCAAUGCAAACAGACGACUCAAACAUCUCGGGAAUACUCGCUGAGUCCCCAGCGGCAUUUCGAGGUUGUGGCGACAUAGUUCUAUGCGACGUCAAAAAGCCGACCCCUCCUUUUCGAUGACCAAUAAGGCCUAAGCAUAGAACUGCCACUUCUUGAGCUCUCAGACGGCUGAGAAGAUAGAGAAGAUAGACAAUACCUAUUGGCGAUCCCAGACGUGGGAACUACGUGGCCGAUCAUGCAGCCUGGCUUAGAUGGCCCCGCUAACAGCUUUAUGU
This is a messenger RNA of Aspergillus eucalypticola CBS 122712, 1027 nucleotides long. RefSeq lists its product as uncharacterized. The transcript has 2 exons. Bases 147 to 872 code for a protein of 241 amino acids. The record is from RefSeq and is a predicted model, not a curated record. NCBI's taxonomy places the organism in Eukaryota, Fungi, Ascomycota, Eurotiomycetes, Eurotiales, Aspergillaceae.